Danio aesculapii is the source of this 2853-nucleotide messenger RNA. Its product is annotated as protein APCDD1-like. Gene Ontology annotation, molecular function: Wnt-protein binding. The record is from RefSeq and is a predicted model, not a curated record. The transcript has 5 exons. Gene Ontology annotation, cellular component: plasma membrane. Gene Ontology annotation, biological process: negative regulation of Wnt signaling pathway. NCBI's taxonomy places the organism in Eukaryota, Metazoa, Chordata, Actinopteri, Cypriniformes, Danionidae. The coding region runs from base 35 to 1411 and encodes 458 amino acids.
UCUGUGUGUGUCGGCAGUGAGUGUGUGUGUUCGGAUGGUCUGCUCGGUUCGUUCGGACAGCUCCGCGUGUGACUCGACUCUCCAUAUGAUUCACGGCGACUCGCAGGUGACCGCCAGCAUCCCGCCAAACAUCACCGGUCACUGGGUGUCCAGCAGCUGUGAGGUGCGUCCUGGUCCAGAGUUCCUCACCCGCUCCUAUCGCUUCUUCCCCAAUCACACCUUCACUGCACUGCAGUUCUACUAUCAGGACAGCGGCUGCAGUCGUCCGUUCUUCAGUGUGUGUGUGGAGGGCCGUGUGCGGGUGCUGCAGGCCUCCUGGCGUGUGCCGGGUGCAGCGGCGGGCGAGUAUCAGCUGACCCGGGUGCAGCUGCUGUGCACCGACACACACGCAGCGGAGCUGCUGCGGCCGCGUCUGCAUGCGGCCUGCGGGUCUACAGCGCUGCGGCCCGGACACCUGUUCCUGCUGUGGGCCGCAGACGGGCCGGACUGCACCCGCGCUCUACACUUCAGCAUGCAGGAGCUGCUGCUGAUGCGGCUGGAGCUGCGUCGUCGCCAUGGAGACCAGCAGGAGGAGGAGGAGGAGGAGCUGUUUCUGGGAGACGUGCACACUGAGCGCGCUCAGAGGAGCCUCCAUCAGCCCGCAGGAUACCAGAGCCCGCUGCUCAGAGCCAAGCUGGAUGUGCAGCGGUGCCCGCUCUGCCCUCUGCUGGCGGCGGCGGAUCUCCUGCAUCCUCCAGUGUUGCCCGCUGUGCCUGCGCACCCGCUGCGGCUGCAGGGAGACUGGGUGAGCCUGCGGUGCGAGGUGCGCCCCGGGGUGCUGUUCCUGACCCGCCGCCUCACCUUCCACCCACAGCGACACACCUGGGACGGCCGCUACACACACUACUCUGACCCCGCCUGCAGACACCCCACAUUCAGCAUCACUGCCAGCGGAGAAUACACACCUGGAGGAGCUUCAGCUGUGGUACCUGGAGCUCACAAGUACACCUUCACCGUGUUGCGUAUGUCAGUGACGGCGAUGGAUGCUGCCACGGCGUCUCUGCUCUCCAUCUCGCGGGGCCGGGCGUGCGGCUCUCAGGGCUCCUGGCGGCCGGGCGUCCCGCAGGACGUCACUAACACCUCCGGCUGCCCUGCUCUGGGCGUCCGGCUGCCGCACACAGAGUACGAGCUCCUGCAGGCGGGACUGCACCCCUCUGGACGCCCCCUGCUGCUCAACGGCCAGCGGCCCACCGGCGGAUCCAGCCCCGACCGGCCCCACAGCAGACCCACCGCAUUCCAGCCGCCGCUCAUACACUGCGGGACCACGAGGAGCACUGGAGGAGGACAGAUGAACACCUGGAGGAGCGGCGCACGCAGAAACACACACACACUCACGAUGAUGAUGAUGAUCGUGAUGAAGAUUACACUCUGAGGAACAACACACACACACACACACACACACACACACACACACACACACACACACACACACACACACACACGCUCACGAUGAUGAUGAUCGUGAUGAAGAUUACACUCUGAGGAACAACAACACACACACACACACACACACACACACACACACACACACACACACGCUCACGAUGAUGAUGAUCAUGAUGAAGAUUACACUCUGAGGAACAACACACACACACACACACACACACACACGCUCACGCUCACGAUGAUGAUGAUCAUGAUGAAGAUUACACUCUGAGGAACAACACACACACACACACACACACACACACACACACACACACACACACUCACUAUGAAGAUGAUGAUGAUGAAGAUAACACUCUGACGAACAGCACACACACACACACACACACACACACACACACGAUGAUGAUGAUGAUGAUGAAGAUUACACUCUGAGGAACAACACACACACACUCACGAUGAUGAUGAUCGUGAUGAAGAUCACACUCUGAGGAACAGCACACACACACACACACACACACUCACUAUGAAGAUGAUGAUGAUGAAGAUUACACUCUAAGGAACAACACACACACACACACGAUGAAGAUGAUGAUUACACUCUGACGAACAGCACACACACACACACACUCACUAUGAAGAUGAUGAAGAUUACACUCUGAGGACCAGAACUGGAGACUUUGGAUGAAUGAAGAUGACUGAGGUUUGAUUUCAGGCACAUGGUGACGCUCAUGACACACACACACAUUUAUACAAACAGUUGCAUGCACACACACAUAAACACACACACACUCACAUACAAAACCCUUGUACAUACACACACACACACAUAUAUACAAAAACACUUGCGCAUGCACACACGGGCGUAUAUAAACAGAGACCGUAGACACACACACACACACACAGCAUUAGCUCUCUCUGCUGGAGAAUCACUGUAAACACACACGCGGAUGCUCCUCAGUGUAGAGAAGAGGACCUGAAGGAAAGCACGUCAACACAACAGACAUGUCCACCGGUCUGCAGCUCCUUCAGGGUCUUUAAUCAAACUAAAACUGAUUUCAAGAAGAAAAAACACUUUAAUUAAAUAAAAUAAGAAAUAAAAGUGGUGAAAGAUGUGUUCAGCCAAUCAGCAGCCAGAUACACAGAUCAUUACAAAACAGAGUGUGUGUGUGUGUGGAUAUAUAUCAGGGGAAAGAUAAAUACAAAGAUAUUAACAACAACAACAGUGUUAGACCAGUACUGAAGCCCUGAAGAGCAGUACGAGCAUGAGAGAGUUCAUCUGCUAUACUGGACAGUGUGUGUGUGUGUGUGUGUAUGACCAGCGGCUCUUCUGAUGCUCAGAGCAGAUCUUUAAAUCUUUAAAGCAGAUCUUAAACUGGAAACGGCAUUUCCUCCAUCUCCCCUCAUGGACUCAGACCCCUGUGUGUG